This is a messenger RNA of Truncatella angustata, 642 nucleotides long. RefSeq lists its product as uncharacterized. The transcript has a single exon. The record is from RefSeq and is a predicted model, not a curated record. The coding region runs from base 129 to 467 and encodes 112 amino acids. NCBI's taxonomy places the organism in Eukaryota, Fungi, Ascomycota, Sordariomycetes, Amphisphaeriales, Sporocadaceae.
AGAGCCGAGCUUGCUUAACUUCGUUGGUCUGUAACACCGACACAGACCACUUAAUUAACUCCUUUACCACCGCUCACACCACCCUUAGCGCCGACUCUGAUCAGAGCAAAAUCUUUUUCUCCUUUUUCAUGUCCUUCGCCGCCGGCAACACGUACCUAUUAAUUUCACAAAAAGACUUUCGAGUCAAGAAAGAUGGCCCCUUUGCGCAAAAGCACUCCACAAUCACCGACUCUGCCUACCUCUGCACACUGCAUUUCGUAUCCACCUCCCGUCUUGCAAACAAGCGAAUCUUGAGGCAAGGAUGUGAGCCCCCGCAAAUAUACUCCGACAUCUCCUUCUCCUCCCCGCACCGAUUGGAGCCUUCACAACGUUGCACAAGCAACUUUGGCGAAGCUUCUUUCACCUCAGGCCAAGCCGUGUCAAUUUAUAAGACGCCGAGAAUUUCCUACCUUGUUAGGGUAGAGUAGCAAUUGAGUGCACCAAGCACUUGUAAGGGCAUGAAGGACUCAUGGAUGCUGGGAAGAAUGUGGAUUUACGACAGUUAGCAAAAUGGAACACGGAUAAAUGAGGUCAUGGCGACAGAGAACGACUGGGGAUACACAUUUCUAUUGCAUUACUUUGCAAUGUCCUUCGUGCAAUUAA